UGCCGGUCCGCUGGUUGUGAGCGCGUCUGAGGCGCCUGUCCGCGCGACCUUCCGCGGAGUCCAUCGCCGCGCCCGCCCCGCCUCCCCGGCCGCCUUGCCCGCGCAGCGGCGGGCCUGGAGCGAGGGGCUCGGGCCCGGGGGCUGCAGUGUGAGCGUGGGCAGGUCUCGCCCGCCCGGCCUUAGCUCCCCGUGUGGGAGGGUGGGAGGCGCCUCGCCGCUCUCCCGCCCUGAGCCUUCGUGACAUUCUGGGCAGAGUGGACACAUGGGAGAGUCCUUAAAGCGGUCUCCACACGUCACUGCCCCCCACAGUUCUGACCAUGAACUCCUCUGGCGGAAGGAGACAGGAAGCAGCAAGGCCCACGGGUAGAAGGGCUCACAGACCUCGGGAGCAGGACCCAGAUGUGCAGCUGUCCAAGGCUCUGUCCUAUGCCUUGCGCCACGGGGCUCUGAAGCUGGGUCUUCCCAUGGGGGCUGACGGCUUUGUACCCCUGGACACCCUCCUGCAGCUGCCCCAGUUCCGCAGCUUCUCCACUGAAGAUGUGCAGCGCGUGGUGGACACCAACGGGAAGCAGCGGUUCACCCUGCGGCCGGGAGGUCCCAGCACUGGCCCCCUCAUCCGAGCCAAUCAGGGCCACUCCCUACAGGUACCCGAGUUGGAGCUGAUGCCUCUGGAGACGCCACAAGCUCUGCCCCUGGUACUAGUACAUGGUACAUUCUGGAAGCACUGGCCAUCCAUCCUGCUCAAAGGCCUGUCCCGCCAGGGAAGGACACACAUCCACUUGGCUUCAGGACUGCCUGGGGACCCUGGCAUCAUCAGUGGCAUGCGCCCAAAUUGUGAAGUGGCCGUGUUCAUCAAUGGACCCCUGGCCCUGGCAGAUGGAAUCUCCUUCUUCCGCUCUGCUAAUGGGGUGAUCCUGACUCCAGGGAAUAAUGAUGGCUUCCUGCCUCCCAAGUACUUCAAGGAGGCCCUGCAGCUCAUCCCUACCCGUGAGAACUGCCUCCCACUCCCGGAAAGCCUCUGUCCUUGGCUGCUGAUACAGAGAGUGCCCCCAAGCACAGCCCCAGAAGAAGGAGGAUGACCCAACAAUAAAAUAUUUAUUUUAAAAAUUCAAAAAAA
Messenger RNA from Sciurus carolinensis (gray squirrel), 1117 nucleotides. RefSeq names its product tRNA phosphotransferase 1 (gene Trpt1). Gene Ontology annotation, biological process: tRNA splicing, via endonucleolytic cleavage and ligation. The record is from RefSeq and is a predicted model, not a curated record. Lineage: Eukaryota; Metazoa; Chordata; Mammalia; Rodentia; Sciuridae. The transcript is spliced from 7 exons. Gene Ontology annotation, molecular function: tRNA 2'-phosphotransferase activity. Bases 318 to 1079 code for a protein of 253 amino acids.